Messenger RNA from Angiostrongylus costaricensis, 183 nucleotides. NCBI's taxonomy places the organism in Eukaryota, Metazoa, Nematoda, Chromadorea, Rhabditida, Metastrongylidae. The record is from the annotation of a GenBank genome assembly.
AUGGUGGAGUCGGGUUUGGUCGGGCAUUUGCUUGACCCACGAUCUCCGUUGAACAUCGAAAGCCUGCUGGAUGCCAUCACUGCUCUACUUAUUGAUUGCAAGAUUCCAUCUUUGAUGCGAAUCAAAAGCAUUGAUAGCUUUAUUACUAGGUGUAAGUUUAAGAUUAGAUGUUCAUUGUAUUAA